This is a messenger RNA of Carassius carassius (crucian carp), 1372 nucleotides long. RefSeq lists its product as uncharacterized. Bases 356 to 1345 code for a protein of 329 amino acids. The transcript is spliced from 5 exons. The record is from RefSeq and is a predicted model, not a curated record. Lineage: Eukaryota; Metazoa; Chordata; Actinopteri; Cypriniformes; Cyprinidae.
CGCAAGAGUUGGUUGUUUUGUUUUCCUUUAGCUAACUUAAAAUGUAAUGCAUUUCCUCCAACAUAGAAGAACACUUAAUUGCCUUUCAUAGUCUCUUUGUAAUUAGUAUUCUGCACUCACUCUUUGAACACUUUUUCGCUUCAUGCGCCAUAAAUUUACAGUCUUCUCUCAAGUGAAAAUCUGUUGUGCUACAGUGUCCGCUAUCGGGUGGAUCAACAUUGUCGCUCUUCACUCUCUGCCUUGCUUUAGGGGAACAGCAUGCGUGCUGGGAAAUAAUACUUCAUUCGCGAUCUUUAUCAGAACAGAUCUGUAAUCUGUAAGUCAAACAUUUUAGAUUUUGUGUUGUUAUUGCGCCAUGGAUGUCUUUUGGAGAGGAUACAGCACUUUUGUUCUCACAACAUUUGUUUUUCAAGAAGUUACAGGAUUCCUGAUCAGGAAUGAAGAACUGAGAAAGUGUGUACAGGUAAAUGAAGGUCAGGUCAGCAGCAGGUUAACCCUGCAAGAGUGCAGAGCAGAUUCAGCUCUGCAAGAGUGGCACUGGAAUCCUGAUACACGCUCCCUCAGCAACCCACAGACAGGAUGGUGUUUAACUGCACCUCAGAUCCAGGAGCAUGAGAGUGUUUGGCUGCAAACUUGCAGCUCUGAGGAGGAGGAUCAUGAGGGCCAGACCUGGAGCUGCUCUAAAAAGGGUCUCCUGACGUUACACGGCAGGGGUCUGCACCUGAGCGUACGUCACGAUACCUCCAAGGUCUUCCUUUCCAAAGAUCGUGGGAAAGGCAGCAAGUGGAGGACGCUGGCUAAUCAAACGGUAUGCGAGGAGACAGACAGCACUCUUCAUGGCCAGAAUGUGUUACAAGAUUCUCAGCAGACACUUUCGACUGGACCCCGAAUCCUCACACAAAUUCGAUAUUGGCAUUCUGGGAAUAAUGACCAGACUUCAAGAAUAAAGUCCAUUGAAGCAACACAGACUUCAGAUGCAUCAGCUGAACCACAAAGUAGCAUCGAGCCAGAUGGACCAUCUGUUAAUGUGUUUACAACAGACUAUGGAACAGGCUGGAAAAUGACAAUGUUGCUUCUAAGCAGCUUGGCCCUGUUACUUGGGCUUGUGAUCCUCACUCUUAACAUCUACCAGAACAGGAGGAAGAAGACUGUGGUGGUGCUGAAAUCCUACACUCCGACAGGAGAGGCCAGUCUGCCAGGGUCCCCGGUGCCUAGUGAGAGAGCCCCUCUAACCCGACACCCAAUGAAAACUGCUCAGUCUCCCUCCAUCCAGCGAGGCGAGAUCCUUGUUGAAUGGAAAGAUGGAACAGUCACACCACUGUUUGAAACAUAUCUAACUGACUAAGUGGUGUCUUCUAGAGGAACUGGCUUU